AUGUCGCCGGGGGAUGGGGCGGCCGCGGAUCUAGCGGCGCUGUCGGAGCUGGACGAGGCGGCCGUGCUGGGCGGGCUGCGGGAGCGGUUCCUGCGGCAGCAGAUCUACACCGAUGUCGGCGACAUCCUCAUCGCCAUGAACCCCUUCCAGCCCCUGCCGCUCUACGGGAGAGAGGUCUCCGAGCAGUACCGGCGCCAGCAGAAGGGCACGCUGCCACCCCACAUCUUCGCCGUGGCCAGCCGGGCCUACCACGCCAUGCUGGGCUACCAGGGCGGCGAGCCUAAGAGCCAGUGUAUUGUCAUCAGUGGAGAGAGUGGUGCAGGGAAAACAGAGAGUACGAAGCUAUUGUUGCAGCACAUAAUGAACCUCUGCAAAGGCAACUUGCAGCUGGAGCAGCAGAUCCUUCAGGUAAAUCCAUUGCUUGAAGCUUUUGGCAACGCCCAGACUGUGAUGAAUGACAACAGCAGCCGCUUUGGAAAAUACAUACAGCUGCGUUUCCAUAAGAAUACAGUGCGAGGUGCGAAGCUGAGUGAAGGAAAAGGAGAUGUAUGGGCUAUUGGAUCCUUCAUUCUACAGGAGCAAGUGGACAUGCAGACUAUCUUGGCUGGUAUGUUGUCUCUGGGCAAUGUGACCUUUGAGCCUGAGGAGAGCAAUGGGUCUGUAAAAGUGAGCGGAGCGUCCCAGGGAUGGCUGAAGGCUACAGCGGGUCAGUUUGGAGUCCAAGAAGAUGAACUGCUAAAAUGCCUUAUUUGCACAAUGUCGGUGACCCGAGGUGAGCAGAUCCAGCGUUUUCACACCCAGCAGCAAGCAGAAGAUGCUCGGGACUCCAUUGCAAAGGUGGCAUAUGGCCGAGUAUUUGGCUGGAUUGUUUGCAAGAUCAAUGAGCUGCUGGCUGAGAAUGUGGAUCCUGAGGUGGAACUGAGGGAGAUAGGUAUCCUGGAUAUUUUUGGGUUUGAAAACUUUGCAGUGAAUCGUUUUGAACAGCUUUGCAUAAACUUGGCCAAUGAGCAGCUGCAGCACUUCUUCAACCAUCACAUUUUCCAGCUGGAACAGGCUGCCUAUAAGGAAGAAGAGCUGCCUUGGGAGACUAUCACAUUCAACAACAAUGAACCUGUUUUGAACCUACUCCUGGCCAAGCCACUUGGGCUUCUGUCUCUUCUGGAUGAGCAGAGUGCGUUUCCUCAGGCAACUGAUAAAACAUUUGUGGAUAAAUUAAACAGCAGCUUCAAGGGGAAUUUACACUUUGAGCCAGGCCGAGGCCGUGUUUUGAGCUUCAGCAUCCUUCACUAUGCUGGAAAAGUGCAAUAUACAGCUGGGGGCUUUCUGGAGAAGAACAGAGACACCUUGCCAGCCAAUAUCCGUGGGCUCUUCAUUAAUAGCAUCACCCCCUUGCUCAGUAUGCUGUUCACAGCCACUGUCUCCAGGACAGGGACACUGAUGCCUUACGUGAAAGCCAAGGUCAUACCAGGAGCAGCUGGCAAGUUCAACAGCACACGGAAACAGUCUGCUGGAGCUCAGUUCCGGCAUUCCCUGAUGGUGCUCAUGGAGAGGCUGUAUUCUGCCAACCCACACUUCGUGCGCUGUAUAAAGCCCAACAGCCAGAAGGAGCCAGGUGUGGUGGACAGCCAGGUGGUACUGCUGCAGCUCCGUUACAAUGGACUGCUGGAGACAAUCCGUAUCCGAAGAGAUGGUUUCUCCUGGAGACCCUCAUUUGAGGAAUUUGCUGAAAGAUAUGAAAUUCUUCUUCUUAAACCAGAUGUUUCUCUCACAAAAGAAAGCUGCUUGGAGAUACUGGAAUGCACAGAGCUGACAGGCUGGAUAUGUGGGAAGUCACGACUUUUCUUUAAAUAUUGGCACCAGGAACAGUUGGCAAAGUAUGUGGAGCGACUAGAAAAAGCAACAGUUGUCAUACAGAAAGUUUUCAGGGCAUUCAGAUGCAGAAAGAUUUACCUAAAACGGGUGGCUGAGCUGAGAGCUCAGGAGAAGGCAGAGAGAGAAAGAAGAAAGCAGCUGGCAGUGGAAGCAGAGGCCCAAAAAAAGAGCUCCCGCCCAGUCCCUAUGCCCCGGAAGUGGUGCCCUCAGCCUUGUUGCCGUCCUCCUGAUAAACCACCAGUCCCACGGCCACGCAGCAAGCUAGCAGAGUUCACUCCUUUUGAUAACUUGGACCCUUCUGCACCUCGCCCUGUUCUGGGAACAAAAGAACCAACUGGAGAAGAGACAAAAAUAAGUAAUCACAAGAGAGGAGCAACUCUCCGCUGGUUCAAAGAGACACAGGCUGAGAAGGUCAUGCAGAAUGAUGGGGCCUUUCCAAGCUGGCUGCAUGGGAUGAUCAGUCGGAGGGAAGCUGAAAACUUGCUGAUUGACAAGCCUUUGGGUUGUUUCCUAGUUCGGAUCAGCCAGAGUCGACCAGGCUACACCUUGACAUACAGGGGCAAAGGCCGCUGCAGACACUACCUGAUCCAGGUGCAGUCCAACGCACGCUAUGUCAUCCUGGGGGAAGACCGGGCUCACGCCUCGCUCACCGAGCUGGUUCGGUAUCACCAGACUGUGGGCAUCCAGCCCUUCAUGGAGACACUGACUGUGCCCUGUGGGCAGAAAAGUGGUGAGAGUUUGGAUCCAGAAAAUCUGGAGUGCCUUAAGCAGGGUCUGUCAGCUGCCAGUGGGGGGACCCCUCCAGAGGACCAGCCGUGCCCCUCCAGGCCUUCCACCAACAAACCUGCUCCACAGCAGGUUCUCAUGCACUUGCAGUACAGGCAGAACAACAAUUUCCAAAGCCAGCAGAGCAGUAUGAAAAAGCCAAGCUCAGACAAGGAAGGAAGCCACCGGCAAGCUUUCCCUCACCUCCAUUCUUCCAUACGUCUGGCGAUGCAGGAAAUCCAGCAGCAGUUCUCUUCCAUUUUCUUGAACAACUCUCUGCAGAGCUGCUGUCAGUCUCUCAGCAUUAAGGACAUAAAGCCCAACUGACACGGUUGGAGUGGCUCAGCCUUCUCCUGUUCCAGUGCUGCUGGGCCUUACCUAACUCGGUGAACAUACUGGACAUACAGCAGCCUUUUUUCUUUUCUUUUUGUGUUUGCUGCACCCAGCUGGCCCUGUGCCUUUAGACAUGACUGCUGCAAAAAUGAACUUUCAUCAGCACUCAGCUGGUCUCAGUGGCUGAGACGGCAAUAUCUGGACCAGUCUGGUCCUCACAGAGGGGAGAGGAUGGGAACAGCCACACUGCACAGUCCCACAGUGCCUGACAGUCCAUGUGUCAAUACUUCAACGUGCCUAGAGACCCCUCACCUCGCACUGUUAAUAGUCACAAACUGGAUGUCUUGAAACAACAUGUUUUCUCAGAGAUACCUGUACUGAUUUCCUACCUCUUUCUCUUCAAGUCCUGUCUCUCUUUUCAUCCUGUGUGUCUGCUGCUCUGAGUGCCAAGGGUAGCUGGGCUUGGGAAGUAAGGAGUUAAACUGAUGUGUCCAGUUUUUUCAUUGCAGGAGCACUUGAACAGGAGAUGAGACAAGGGGCAAGAAGUUCUUCCCGCAGAGGGAAUUUCCUGCCCUUGCAUCAGUGUUCUGGCACACUGCUGCCCAGUCCUUAGCCAGAGCUCAAGUCAGGGAACCAUUGGUGAAACCCUCCCGUUCAUCCUGGUUAGAAUCACUACAAGGUGGGCUGGACAACACGCUAGUUUACAGUGAGGAUAGGGAGCUUGGAACACACAGAA
This is a messenger RNA of Apus apus (common swift), 3706 nucleotides long. RefSeq names its product myosin-IIIb-like. Gene Ontology annotation, molecular function: protein binding; cytoskeletal motor activity; ATP binding. NCBI's taxonomy places the organism in Eukaryota, Metazoa, Chordata, Aves, Apodiformes, Apodidae. The transcript has 30 exons. Gene Ontology annotation, cellular component: myosin complex. The coding region runs from base 1 to 2964 and encodes 987 amino acids. The record is from RefSeq and is a predicted model, not a curated record.